GCUGGAGAGUAGGGGAGGGGAGGCAGGGGAGGGAAGAGAGAUCAAAGGAGGGAGAGAAAGAGACAGCCAGCACCAACGCUGAACACACAGGACUGAUGUUUAAAGGACCAGCAGACAACAAAACAGAAGCAGUUAUGUCGGAACUUGUCCCAGAAACUCGGCCCAAACCAGCAGUGCCCAUGAAGCCAGUGGGCAAGAACCCCAACCUUUUGGGUUACAUUGGCAUAGACACAAUUAUUGAGCAGAUGCGUAAGAAAACAAUGAAAACCGGCUUCGAUUUCAAUAUUAUGGUUGUUGGACAGAGUGGCUUGGGAAAAUCUACACUAGUGAACACACUCUUUAAAUCCCAAGUGAGUCGAAAAUCUGCAGGUUGGAGUCGGGAUGACAAAAUACCAAAAACAGUGGAGAUUAAAUCAAUCAGCCAUGUUAUUGAAGAAGGAGGAGUAAAAAUGAAGCUGACUGUAGUUGACACUCCAGGAUUCGGGGACCAGAUUAAUAAUGAAAACUGUUGGGAACCUAUUGAAAAAUUUGUCAGUGAGCAGUAUGAAAAGUUCCUUAAGGAGGAGGUGAAUAUAGCCAGGAAGAAACGUAUCCCAGACACACGUGUGCACUGCUGCCUCUACUUCAUAUCUCCCACAGGACACUCCUUAAGACCUCUUGACCUCGAAUUCAUGAAGCACCUCAGUAAAGUUGUCAAUAUUAUUCCUGUUAUUGCCAAAGCAGACACCAUGACACUGGAAGAGAAAAUCGAGUUCAAGCAAAGAGUUCGUAAGGAGCUAGAAGUGAAUGGCAUUGAAUUUUACCCUCAAAAAGAGUUUGAUGAUGACUUGGAAGAUAAAACAGAGAAUGAUAAAAUACGUCAGGAAAGCAUGCCCUUUGCUGUAGUUGGCAGUGACAAAGAAUACCAAGUAAAUGGAAAGCGUGUUUUGGGUCGUAAAACCCCCUGGGGCAUUGUUGAAGUCGAAAACCUGGCUCACUGUGAAUUCUCUUUGCUACGGGACUUUGUUAUCAGGACUCAUCUCCAGGAUCUCAAAGAAGUGACCCACAAUAUUCACUACGAAACUUACAGAGCCAAGCGUCUAAAUGAAAAUGGUGGUCUCCCUCCUGUCAGUGCUGAAAAUGAAGAGUCACACGACAGCAACAUAUGAACCCCUGGUCUUUUUCAUAUCUCGAUGUCUAUCCCGGAUCCUCACAGCAGUGUGUAUUGCAGACACUUCAAUUACUGUCCAGGGCCUUUUCCAUCCUUGGGCUGCCUACACUUGGUGCCUCACCCGUUGGAACAACAAUGUGGUCAUAGUGCAGUUCAUUAUUGGUAGUUCUGAUAACAGGCCUGGAUUAUAUGGACUGCACAAUAUCACAUACUAAUAGGGAGAGAGCAGCAUCUGGACAAUACUGUGUUAUUUAUUACACUUUGUAUAGAAAAAAUUCCCACAUUUUAGCCCUUGGAGGCUCAUUGCCUUAAAUGAGCACAAUGUUGUCAUUUAGUCAAUUUAUACUCAGCUAUUUCCAUGUGUAAGCAAAUCAUUUGUCUCUAUUUGGCAGGACAUGUGGGCUGACAGAUACCAUCAUCCACAAUUACAACCUACCUACCCAUUAACUAUAUCACUGUCAGCUGCAAACACUAAAAAGGGUAUAUGAUUCCAAUAUACAAUCAUACCAAUCCUGCCAUGCUUUGUAAAAUACCUCUACUGCUUAGGAAGACGACUUCUGACUCCUUCCUGUGACACUGAAGCCUAUUAUCAAUGAGUACGUUGAUUUUAUGAUUAUCAAUUCAUUUUGCACUUUGAAUACCUAUUCAUUUUUUGAUAUGCACAAUAGUUAUUAUAUUGUAAAAAAAAAAGGGGGAUUGUGCCAUUCAGCAUCAGCAUUUUAUUGGUGAAGUGGUGUAAAAUGACCUUGGAGCUAAACAAUAGGGAAUUGUCAUUGCAAAAAAAACAAUACAUUAGUGGGUGUUUAAUAAUUCAUUAUCAGAAAUAGUAUUGUUUUUUGGGGCCAGCACUGUGACUAAGCUGUUAGCAUUGCUGCCUUGCAUCAUUGCAACCCAAACAUUAUCCACAAAGAGUUUGUAUGUUCAUUGGUUUCCUCCAGGUACUAUUGAUUAGAUUCACUCAAAUACAAAAGGAUAUUUUAAUUGUAUUGUUACCCACUCUGGAGGCAAUUCAGCAUGGCACACAUGGCUGAUUGGGCGCAAGAAUGCAAUUUCUUAUGUUUCUUCGCCAAAAUCAGCCUUGUGUGUCUGCACCAAUGCCAACACAAUGCAAUUGUCAGGACUCGGAGGCAGGAGACAAUGCUAAUGCCAGUGUAGGGACUGAUUCUCUGCCUUUAUUUCAGCAGAUUGAUUUUCAGCCCCACAUGGCAUUAGCCUAGAGGCAGCUGUAAUAAUUGAUACAAUAGUAGCUAAUAUUACACAGACAAGUCUGAGAAAUGUAACAUAUAGCGUAACUGUUCAGAUUCUGUCUUUGCCUGGAUUACUGAGCUGCCAGACCGAGGGAGGAACAUUACAUUUUAACAUUCAGUUUGGAAAAAUGGUCAAAAACAAAACAUAGAAUACAACUGAAAAAAGUAUUUAUAUCUUCUAAUUAUGCUUCUAGAAUUCUCAAUCUCAUUCCAUGCAAUCCAGCAUGGAAGCCUAAAGUAAGUUUUCCCCCAAAAUACAACUUUACACAAUAUAUUUGAAUAUUUCAUGAAUAAAGUGUAAUAUUCCUCAUCCUGACAAGGCUCCUCCAAAGUCACACAUUCUGAGAGGCCUGUGGCAACUGGUUGUAACCAGGUUAGGGAGCAUGUACCAUUUAGUGAUUUCUCCAAAAAAUCAUUCCAGUGAUCCCCAACAACAGCAUGGCUACAUUUUUGCAGCAUGAAAAAAAGUGAGGUUAGAAAAUAAUAACCACUUAAUAUCCAAGAACAACAGUGUAUUUUUGAACUACGAUACACUAUUGAUUUAUUUGAAUAUUGAGGGCAUGUUUUUUCUAGCAACAACAGUUCCCUAUUAGUCGAGAUUACUUAUACGUAGAUAGGUAGAAUGAUUUACAAAUCUGUAUCGUUGUUUGAAGGUGAUUAGUUGCCUACAGAGCUGCUACAGCAAACUUCUUUUCUCAGCAAUAGUAACCAACUAUAUACACUUAAACACGGCUCGGUGUCUUGUCCUGGUACUUUGACCCUGAAUAGUCUGUACUUUAAGAUUAAUAUUAAGUAAUAACCAUCCUUUUACCAAAUGUAUUUCUUGCGCCACCUUACAUUAUAUACAAGGAGAUGCAAUAUGUUUAGACAGUCGUAAUCUCACUUAUUGAAGCAGUAACACAGUAAUAUAUAUAUACACAGAGAGGACAUCUGAGUGUUGUCUCUUUAAAAAUGUUUUGCUUCUGUAAUGUAAACCAUCAUAGCUGGAGGUUUGUAGUGUUGGUCCGCUUUUUGGUUCUGCCUUUUUUUCAGAUUUGGCUUCCAGAAGUCUUCCAACCAGUCCCUUCCUCAUUCCCUCCUCACUCCCUAUGGCUGCCAUCUCCAAAGCAUGUUUUCUGCAUGCCUGCCAAUUCCGCUGCAUAAUUCCUACCCACUUCUAUGCCAUAAAGGUAAAUGAGGCAAUGUGAAACACAAGCUUCUUUCCCUUCAUGAUGCCCGAGAGAACUUAGGCAGGAUGUAGCCAGACAACUUUAAACAACAAAGAAGUAAACAUUCUGAGCCAACUAUGGAAGGUAGGGUAAGACAACUGAAAGCACAAAUUCUCUUAACGUUAUACUUACUAAUAUAUUAACUCACCCAUCUCUCACAGACAUGGUUACUAGGAAACUUCCUAUAAAGGUUUUGUUGGAUAUAAUUGAAGUGAUUCAGCUGUUUUUACAUUUAUCAAGGCCGAAUAAUAAGAAAAUGCUUAUGACCAGCUUCUCAUGUAACACAUAUCUCAUCAUCCUAUGACCCCAUUAUAAAUAGAAUUAGUGCAGGGGUAGGCAGCUUGGAGCACUUCAGUUCCUGCUCAAUUUCCAGUUUCCUGCUAGGAAUUGUAUUUAUUUUGUACUUGACGCUUUGCUAAAUAUUUAAGAUGGUAGAUCAUAAACCUCAAAAAUACACAUUAUUUACUUUUUGUUACUAUUUGCCAAUUCGAUAAAAUAUGUUAUUUGAUAUCUGUGCAGAUUGACCGCUUGAUGUGCAGUACACGGCUAAAAUGUAAAUCGCCUGGAGGCAGGCACACGGAGUGAUUCAUUUUCCAAAGUCGUCUGAAGUUUCCUCGUGAGGCAAUUACGGGCGACUUUGGAAAACUAAUCGUUCCAUGUGCCUGACCACAGGCGAUUUACAUUUUAGCCAGGGGAAGGCAGUUGAAGGCAGAUCGGGAAGAUUAAUCACCACGAAGAAGAGGAGAUUUAUCACCUGGUGAUUAAUCUCCCAGAAUCUCCCCGUGUGGCCAGACCCUUAGGUCACAAUCAGUUAUCAGGUAUUACACCAAUCCCACAUUUCCAUAUAAUGACAUGGGUAACACAUAAUUUUCUAAGAGACAAUAAAAGGUGACCCACCUAACUGUUGUAAGGUGAAAUCUACAAUUACUCUUUAAUUAUUAGGGGAUCCUGGGUACUGUAGUUUGAAACAACUAGAGGACCCAGACAUCCAUAUUGGAUUUAUGUAUAAGGAGGUUCUAAUGGCGGUGGAAACAUUGGCAUUUAUUUGGAGUUCUGUGGCAGAGGCUUAUUUUUAUGUAUAUCACUAGAAUGUCUUAAUUUUCCAACCCAUGGCCAAUGCCCUCCUGUACCAGCUGUAAUUCCAUCAUCUUGUUUAAACAUGUUUUUUGUAUGGACCAUUUUUUAUCUUUUUUACAUAUGUAUUUUAAAACUUGUAGCAGUUGUUAAUAUUCUACUAAUCAAGAAACAUUCACCUGUUUAACCUAAACUAACGUGUACUAGAAAGGCUGUCCUGUUCUGUAAUAAGUCUUAUUAAACCUUUUAGGAAUAUACUAACACAUAAACCCGGCAUAUCUCACGUCACAGAAAUUACAGUUAUCUUGUACAGACUGUCACUCAGCACUAAUCCCUGUUACAAUACUGUGUAAUUGUUGUGUAACAGAUAAGGAACACAUUUUUAGAAAGAGAAGAUAUGAUAACUGCAAUAAUAUGUUUACUGAUCAGGCCUGUUAACUGCAUUCUCAGUCAGUUUGUAAUGUUUGGUUCUGCACUCUUUGUGUUCUCAGUUUGCCAAAUCAGUCAGCACUUGGUUCUUUAUGUAACAGUAAAUGAUGUGUGCACAGUAAACAACUCUAUGUCCACUCAAUCUUUCA
Molecule: messenger RNA, 5257 nt
Organism: Xenopus laevis (African clawed frog)
Lineage: Eukaryota; Metazoa; Chordata; Amphibia; Anura; Pipidae
Gene: septin3.S
Product: neuronal-specific septin-3
Exons: 10
Coding region: 96-1148 (350 amino acids)
Source: RefSeq, a predicted model, not a curated record